Molecule: messenger RNA, 1536 nt
Organism: Danaus chrysippus (African queen)
Lineage: Eukaryota; Metazoa; Arthropoda; Insecta; Lepidoptera; Nymphalidae
Source: the annotation of a GenBank genome assembly
AUGGGUGCAGUAAAGAACUACUUCAAAGGACAGUUCCAAAUCAGAAAAUUUAAAUUGGAACAUGAAUCCUCGUACGACUUCUACGAGAGCUGCUUCCAGAACAACCGAUCAGCUUUACCUUUGUUAAUAAUAAGGGGAAUUCUGUUCCUUGCAUGCUUAGGAAUAGUUCUGGCGUCCUUUAUUUUAACAGCUCAAGGUAUAUCGGCAAGGUUUUGGCCGAUAUACUUAACACAUUGGGGUCUAGUACUCAUAACGGUUGCCAGCGGCUUUGGAUUUGCAGUUUCAGCGAAAGCAUACUACGGUGGACCUAUUGAUUCUGAUUUCGGAUUGCCGUGGUAUAUAAAGGCAUACUGGGUGUCCUACUCCACAUCGAUACCGAUUGCAAUAUUCAUCACAGUUUUCUAUUGGAUUUUUCUAACCAAUGAUAAUCAAGAGUUCGCGGUGUCUUUCGCUCUGGACAUCUUAAUCCACGCAGUGAACAGCGUUCUCAUGCUGAUACUCCUCUUCACCGCUAGUCAUCCCUCAAACCUGCUCCAUUUCUACUUCUCCAUCGUACUAGCAGUCAUUUACGUUAUAUUUAACAUCAUUUAUUACUACGCCGGUGGCACUGACCCGAUGGGUAACCCCUUCAUAUAUCCUGUCUUGGACUGGAGAAACCCUGGAGUGUCUGCGAUAACGGUAGUCUUCAGCGCGAUCCUUAUCAUCAUUCUGCACAUUAUCGUCACUCUAUUGACUGAAGCCAGAGACGCGAUUGCCAGUGAUCCAUCGGAUUUUUACAUCAGUGUUUGGCAGAGAACAAAGUCUCCGGUACCGCUUCUAAUAUGGAGGAUAUUACUGCUUCUUACUUCACUCGCGAUUGUAAUCACGUCUAUGACAUUCUAUGGAUUGAGUGAAUUUCACAUAGGUUAUUGGUUCAUAUAUCUGACUCACUGGGGCUUGUCGUUGAUGGUGCUCUCUACUGGUUUCGGAGUUGCUGUCUCCGCUAAAACAUACAUUUCGGGUCCGAUUGGCGCUGAUUUAAGCUUGCCGUGGUACGUCAAAGCUUUUUGGGUGCUACACAACAUCUCGGUGCCAGUUGCUUUUCUAAUCACAUUAUUUUACUGGACCUUACUUUACAGCGCUAACUUCCAAGAGGAAAUGGGCAAAGGGCUAGACAUCGCAAUCCACGGCAUCAACUCCUUAAUAAUGUUCCUUCAACUGAUCAGUUCUGCUCACCCCACCCGGGUCGUACACUGCACACAUCCAUUCCUAUUCGCUCUGGUUUAUGUAUUCUUCAACCUCAUAUACUAUGUGGCUGGCGGGAAAGAUCCUUUGGGGAAUCCUUGGAUAUAUCCCGUGGUGCACUGGGGGGAGCCGGCGGCGGCGACUAUCGUUGUUGUGAUAACUGGAAUCGUAUUAAUAUUUUUACAUUUAGUUACAAUCGUCCUAGCAGCGAUUAGGAACGCCAUAUCUAAACGAUGCACUCGACCCUCUGAACCAACUGAUCCGGCUGAACUUGAGGCUUUAAGGAACCCACCUUGGCAGAGUAGCGUCUGA